Messenger RNA from Stylonychia lemnae, 1968 nucleotides. The record is from the annotation of a GenBank genome assembly. NCBI's taxonomy places the organism in Eukaryota, Ciliophora, Spirotrichea, Sporadotrichida, Oxytrichidae.
AUGCCUCACUCAGUUGGGUAUAUAGUAGACUAAUUUUCUGAUGAUGAGAAUGAUCUUGAAUCUAAAAUAGAAUUUCAGGCUGCAGGAGUUAAUGAAUCCUCAAAUCACUCCUUUACAAGUAUUUUCGAAAGAAAGCACGAAGAUCUAGCAUAAAUAGCAAGGGAUGUCAUUAAAAUAAGGAAGAAUUCAAUUAAAUUAACAUUCAAAGAUGUGAGAUUUGAAAUCACUAAUGAGCUAAACAAAGACAAGAAAAAGGAUAUUGAUUAAAAAGUAGUCAAAUAGUAAAUCCUUAAAAAUGUAACAGGUUAUGCAAUGCCAGGAUAAACUCUAUACAUAAUGGGAUCAUCAGGAGCAGGUAAAACCUCUCUUUUAAAUAUUCUCAGUGAUAGGACUUCAAAGAGAUCCGGUACUACUAUCGAGGGUUAAAUACUAAUAAAUGAUAAAACUUAACUUAGUUCAUAAGUUUUUGGAUCUGUAGCUGGGUAUGUUAUGUAAGACGACAUACUUUUUGCAUAUUUUACUCCAAAGUAAGCUCUAACAUUUGCAGCUAGACUUAAAUUGAAUUAAUAUUCCUAGAAGAUCUAGGAUGAGAGAGUUGAAUCACUGUUAGAAGAAUUAGAAUUGAAAGCAUAAGCUGAUACCAUAAUAGGAAGUCAAAGAAAAAAGAUGCUAUCUGGGGGUGAGAGAAAAAGAGUGUCUAUAGGAGUUGAAUUAAUUACAGAUCCUUCACUAAUUCUAUUGGAUGAGCCAACGUCUGGUCUUGAUAGCUUCAAAGCACUUAAAAUAGUGAAGCUAUUGAAUAGAUAAGCUAGAAAGGGAAAAACAGUGAUUUCUACUAUUCAUUAGCCUGGCUCAGAAUAAUUUGCCCUCUUUGAUCGAUUAAUCUUUAUGUGUGACGGCUAAAUAAUUUAUCAAGGAGAGGCAAGAUUAUGCUAAAACUAUUUUGCAUAAAUUGGCUUACCACUUCCUAGAUUUUCAAAUCCUUCAGACUACAUCAUGAAGCUAGCUACUGUGAAUUACCCGAAAGAAAGAGAUGAUGAGAAAAAAAUCAAAUAUCUCAUGCAAAAUUAUGAGCAAAUAUAGUCGAAGGAAGUCUAGAAAUAAUCUUCAGAAAUUUUAUUGGCUGAAUUUGAAAUUGAUAUUUUAAAAUCUAAUUAGGCAAGCAGUUGGAAAUAAUUUAAAGUACUUAUUGAGAGGUCCCUAAUUUAAGCAAAGUACGAUCCUCACUAAUGGAGUGCAAGAAUUUUAUAAACAAUUUUCAUUGCUAUAUUAAGCUUGGGAUUAUUUAGAAAUUUAUCAAACAAUGAUUUUUCGACAUAGAUUGGGCUUGCAGGGUUUUUGUUUUUCACCUGCAUUCAACAACUCUAUGCUCAUUCCAUGAGUAAUUUAUUAGCUUUUUAAGAGGAAAGACCAGUAUUUUUAAGAGAGUUUGCAAAUAAAAUGUAUGGCAUAGCUCCCUAUUACUUGUCCAAAAGUGUAGUUGAGAUUCCAGUAUUACUAUUAUAGCCAUUUCUUUGGGAAAUAAUACUCUAUUUUGGAGUCGGAUUAAGUAGGACAAAAGAAUAGUUCGGUUACUUUUACUUAAUUUUGACUUAGCUCUCUUUCUGUGCUUCGUCGCUUGGAAUAUUUAGCUCAAGUUUAUUUAAUAAUUCGGAGAUGGCUGUAACUGCUGCUCCUGUUUUGGUCCUUCCCUUAGUACUAUUUAGUGGUUUUUUCUCAAAUUCUGGUUCAUACCCAACAUGGAUUGGAUGGAUCCAGUAUCUUUCACCCAUUAGAUACACAUUAGAGGCUUUUAUUUACAAUGAAUUUGGUUCAAGAGAUUACUUACCAGACGAAAGAUAGAUUAUUGAUUUUUUAGAUUACAAACUAGGCAUGUCAAAGUGUUUGUGGAUUGUUUUUGGUUUCACUAUUAUUUUCAGGAUAAUUACUGGACUCUCAUUAAGAGCUCUAACAAGCAAAUUUUAAUGA